Triticum turgidum subsp. durum (durum wheat) is the source of this 510-nucleotide messenger RNA. NCBI's taxonomy places the organism in Eukaryota, Viridiplantae, Streptophyta, Magnoliopsida, Poales, Poaceae. The record is from the annotation of a GenBank genome assembly.
AUGCAGGGGCAUUGUAUGACCCACAAAGCUGAUGCCCCCUUCUUGAAUACCCCAAUUGAAUACUAUCAUGCCUUGGCUUCCAUUUAUGGGACAAUGGGGGCUAAGGGGCUGGGUGCUAGGUCUGGCAAUGAUCUUCUUUCUAUUGAUAUUGAAGACGAGGAGAAUGGUGAGGUGAACACGUCACCAAAUGUUGGUGAGUCUUCUGACCCCAAAGCACCACCCAAAAAGAAGGCUAAGGUAAAGAACAUUGUUGAUGAUCCACUGGUUACCACUCUCAAAGAUGGGUUCAAACUUGUGGCUGAAGCGCUUGCUAAGUCUAGUGGAGAUGAUGAUGAUAUACCCGAUGACCUUUGGGAUGUAGUGUCUGUAUUGCCAGAUUUUGAUGAAGAGCACCUAGCCCACUACUAUGCCCAUCUUGUGGACAACCCCAAGACAGCAAGAGCCUUCAUGAAACUUACCCAAAUCAACGAGUCUGUUUGGGUGAGUAGGUAUGUGAAGAAGAACUUCUAA